Messenger RNA from Drosophila biarmipes, 1489 nucleotides. RefSeq lists its product as uncharacterized. Gene Ontology annotation, cellular component: SAGA complex. Bases 112 to 1194 code for a protein of 360 amino acids. Gene Ontology annotation, molecular function: transcription coactivator activity. The record is from RefSeq and is a predicted model, not a curated record. NCBI's taxonomy places the organism in Eukaryota, Metazoa, Arthropoda, Insecta, Diptera, Drosophilidae. The transcript is spliced from 3 exons.
CUUAUCGAUAGGCUCGAUAGUCCAAGCCUUUCGGCAAAACGAAAACAAAACAAACGUUUUUGUAUUUUUCAUAGGGCAAAUGCUUUAGAUAGAUUUUAAGGGAACAUUACCAUGCCCGUGGAGCACUGGGGCUCGCUGCCCGCGGAUGACGACGGUGUCCAACUGACGCCGGACAAAUAUGUGCCCACGGCGGCCAAGAAACCCAAGCUGGACGAAAUUCGCUUGCGCGGGGAAUUGCAGCCGGAUGAAAAGCACCACACGGUGGAACUGAGGAGUGCCUUGGUCACCCAGACCAUCGAGGUGAUGAAACAGACCGAAGUCCUCCAAUCCCUCAUAGAAACUUACUCCAACAAAAAUGGAAGUUCAAACUACCUGCUAAAUCCCUGCCUUAUGAUACCGGAGGUGGACUUUCCACCGGAGAACGCCGCGGAGCUGGUGGGCAGCCAGAAGUUCCAGAAGCCCAUCUGGUUCACGCCCACCGUGGACACGCCGUACUCCCGGGGCGAUCCGCAGUCGUACCCGGAGAUCUCCAGCACUGCCUGCCGCCAGGCAAUGCGCAAGGUGAUGUGCGGCAUGCUGCGCCUGGCCGGAUUCACCGACUGUUCCGAGUCGGCGGUGCAGCUGCUGACGGAUGCCACCGAGGAGUUCCUGCGCAGCUUCAUCGGCGAGUACCGUGGCAACUACGACACCCAGCCGCGACUGCAAAAGUCGACGGUGCUCCAGCUAGUGCCCUUGGAACGCGCCCAUACUGCGCUCACUGGCACAUCGCUCACCCAGGUGCACAACUACUACAAGCACAAGGUGCUGGCCAGGAACCGGGUGGAGAUCGGGGAGUUCAACAGCGUGCUGCAGGAAUACGAUAAGCUGAUGAAGGAGAGCCAGAGCAGCAUGCAGAAGCAGCACAACGAGUUCAAUGGCCACGACUUCCUCAACAUCCUGGACAACAGUGCCACCGGCAGCAGCCAAAGCAUUGGUGGCAACAUGGCGAUGGGCGAAAUGCUGCAAGAUCUGGGCGGGAGUACGGGCUCCAGUGGCACUGUCAGCUCCCAGCAGAUGCUGUACGGCCUGCUAGAUGGCCAGAUAUCGUCCAAUACGUCCAAUAUGACGGGAACAAGUGGCAAUGGCAGCACAAGUGGUAAUGGAAACGGCAACGGGGCCACAGUCACCAACUUCCACGCCACCUUUGAGUCAUGAUUAGGCCAGGGAAACCCCAACAUUUUUAACCACACGAUAGUCAUUUGUUAGGUAAGACAAAAGCAACUAGAAGAUGGAUUAUAUUUUUACCUUAGGAGACCUUUUCCCAAAUCCAUUUAUUAAUUUAUUAAAGUUUUAGUAAUCCCUAAUAUCUCAGACAUAGAUAUCUCUAAUAACUAUAAUUAUAACUUUCAAGUUUUGUAUUUACCGACUAGCAUACUUAAUUUUAAGUUGAAAAUGUUACGGCCCUACAAAGUGUAAUAAUUAAAUAACCGCAUGUACUAUUUUGUAUUCA